Messenger RNA from Tachysurus fulvidraco (yellow catfish), 4971 nucleotides. RefSeq names its product ATPase plasma membrane Ca2+ transporting 4 (gene atp2b4). Bases 1109 to 4624 code for a protein of 1171 amino acids. Gene Ontology annotation, molecular function: PDZ domain binding; ATP hydrolysis activity; P-type calcium transporter activity. The transcript has 22 exons. Gene Ontology annotation, cellular component: intracellular membrane-bounded organelle; membrane. The record is from RefSeq and is a predicted model, not a curated record. Lineage: Eukaryota; Metazoa; Chordata; Actinopteri; Siluriformes; Bagridae. Gene Ontology annotation, biological process: calcium ion transmembrane transport; regulation of cytosolic calcium ion concentration.
CUCGGAUCCCAGCGCUGUCAUUCACACAGCUUUCAUUUUAACCCAACAAAAGGGAGAAGGAAAAAGAAAAGGAAGAAAAAAAAAGAAAAGAAAAAAGCGCGUGCGUGUCUUUUACACUUUUAGCAGUACCUUGUGGUCGAAGGAGGUACAAAAGCGAAAGCGCCCACACACGACAAAUCGAAUUAUUUUACCAAGGAAAGAAGUCGAAACUGUUGUGUUCCGUGCUGAGCAUUAACCAGCUCUGUACUGCUUUACAUUUCCUCUUUUUCCCCCUUCAGCUGCUAGAUUGCAGAAGACGCAGCGUCCAUAGCUUUCGACUUUACUCGCUUUCGUGUGUGUGUGUGUGUGCGCGCGUUAACGUAGGACGUUUCCCUUUUUUUUGAAAUCCGUGAGUAGAAGCGAGCUCGAGCUUUACGUGUGUGUGUGUGUAAACGCCCAGCUUGUUGACCGGUGAAGUUUAGUUUGCAGCGCACGCGCCGACUAACUGGCACAGUACCGCAUCGGAAGCGCACGUUGCGCGCUGUAAUAUUACACUAAGACUCCGCUUUUGUUAUUCCUUUCUGUUUCUUAUUUUCAACACGUUUAUUUAUUGCAAGUGGUGCUUUUAGAGGAAAGAGCACUGCUCGUGUAUUCCUCACGCCACCAUCGUGCGGACAGAAAGGGGCACAUUGUUGCCUCUCCUGCACGCUCGAGGCGAAGGGAAAGAAAGAAAAAGAGACUGCGAUUUGGACGGGAUUUUAUAAAAGUCUGAGCUACUUUAAUGCACUGAAAAGAUUUAAAAUAGGAGGUGGAGGAAGGUCAGUCCCAGGAGUGUUGGCUUUAAUCCGCGAUUUCCACAAGAAAACAAACAAAAAGAUACUUUAAGCUGAAGCAAACCUACAUUUUAAGAUGUGGUGACCUGCUUGCCGUGGACAGCUGUUCUCUUUUGAGCUUCUUCCUCUGAUGGUUCUCUUCCAUUGUUGUGUGAGACGUCAGCAACACUCUUCCCUCAGAACUUGAAAACUGGUCAGAGAGACACCAAUCUUUGAAAGCUUUCCUGUUAAGUGAAGUCGUACUCUUUGUGACCGGUCUACCCAGUGCGUCAGAACGCCAGCCAGAGAAAGAAAGCAUGGCUAACAACACUGUGGACCACCCACCUGGGAACUCUGUGGCUGAAGGCAAUCAUGAUGGGGACUUUGGCUGCACGGUGAUGGACCUCCGGGAACUGAUGGAGCUCAGGAGCGCAGAGGCGGUCAACAAGAUCAGAGACAUCUACGGAGACGUGCAGGGGAUAUGCCGUAGGCUGAAAACCUCUCCAGUUGAAGGGCUAUCUGGAAACCCGGCGGACUUGGAAAAGCGCCAUACGGCCUUCGGGAGGAACUUCAUCCCUCCUAAAAAGCCCAAGACCUUCUUGCAGCUGGUGUGGGAGGCAUUGCAGGACGUCACGCUAAUCAUCUUGGAGAUAGCUGCCAUAAUUUCUUUGGGCCUGUCCUUCUACCACCCACAGGGAGAUGACAGUAAUGCUUGUGGCCAGGCUGCUGGUGGUGUGGAGGAUGAAGGUGAAGCACAAGCGGGUUGGAUUGAGGGUGCCGCUAUCUUGUUCUCGGUGAUCAUCGUGGUGUUGGUGACGGCAUUCAAUGACUGGAGCAAAGAGAAACAGUUCCGUGGGCUGCAGAGUCGCAUCGAACAGGAGCAGAAGUUCACCGUCAUUCGCAAGGGUCAAGUUAUCCAGAUCCCAGUGGCUGAGAUCGUUGUGGGAGAUAUCGCGCAGAUCAAAUACGGUGACCUCCUUCCCGCUGAUGGGAUUCUGAUCCAAGGCAAUGACCUGAAGAUCGACGAGAGCUCCCUGACCGGAGAGUCGGAUCAAGUAAAGAAGUCCCUUGAGAAAGACCCAAUGCUAUUGUCUGGAACUCAUGUGAUGGAGGGAUCUGGGAGGAUGUUGGUUACUGCCAUCGGCCUGAACUCCCAGACCGGAAUCAUUUUCACUCUACUUGGAGCCGGCGGUGAGGAGGAGGAGAAAAAGGUCAAGAAAGGUAAAAAACAAGGAGCCCCUGAAAAUCGCAACAAAGCUAAAACCCAAGAUGGCAUCGCUCUGGAGAUCCAGCCCCUGAAGAGUGAGGAGGGAGUUGAAUGCGAGGAGAAAGAGGAGAAAGAGGUGAAGAAGGUCAAUGUCAACAAGAAGGAGAAGUCUGUACUACAGGGCAAGCUGACCAGGCUGGCUGUGCAGAUCGGAAAAGCAGGUCUCAUCAUGUCUGCCGUGACCGUCAUCAUUCUCAUCUUGUACUUUGUGAUCGAUACGUUCGGGGUGCAGGGGAAGGAGUGGAAGGCCGAAUGCACACCCAUCUACAUUCAGUACUUUGUCAAGUUCUUCAUCAUUGGCGUCACGGUGCUGGUGGUCGCAGUUCCUGAAGGGCUUCCGCUCGCUGUCACCAUUUCACUCGCCUACUCCGUCAAGAAAAUGAUGAAAGACAACAACCUGGUGAGGCACCUGGAUGCCUGCGAGACCAUGGGCAAUGCCACAGCCAUCUGUUCUGACAAGACCGGCACACUCACCAUGAACCGCAUGACCGUGGUGCAGGCCUACAUAGGUGACACACACUACAAGAAGGUUCCAGAACCUGAGGCCAUCAACUCUGAGACACUGGAGCUGUUGAUUAACAGCAUCGCCAUCAACUCGGCCUAUACCACCAAGAUCCUGCCACCAGAGCAUGAAGGUGGUCUACCAAGGCAUGUGGGUAAUAAGACUGAAUGUGCCCUCCUGGGAUUGGUCCUGGAGCUGAAGCAAGAUUACCAACCCAUCCGUGAUGAGAUUCCCGAGGAGAAGCUCUACAAGGUCUACACCUUCAAUUCAUCACGCAAGAGCAUGAGCACUGUGCUGAAAAACGCAGACGGCUCAGGAUUCCGCAUGUACAGCAAAGGCGCCUCCGAGAUCGUCCUCCGCAAGUGUUCCUACAUCCUGGACGCUGCAGGUCAGCCUCGGGUCUUCAAGUCCAAGGACCGGGAUGAGAUGGUGCAGAAAGUGAUCGAGCCCAUGGCUUGUGAAGGCUUAAGGACCAUCUGCGUAGCUACAAGGGAAUUCAAGGGCGAGGAGCCGAACUGGGACAACGAGGCCGAUAUUCUUUCAGACCUCACCUGCAUCUGCGUGGUGGGCAUCGAAGACCCUGUCCGUCCAGAGGUUCCAGAGGCCAUCGCUAAGUGCCAGAAAGCAGGCAUUACAGUGCGUAUGGUUACCGGUGACAAUAUCAACACUGCCCGUGCCAUUUCUACCAAAUGUGGCAUCCUGCAGCCCGGAGAAGACUUUCUGUGCUUGGAAGGCAAAACGUUUAACCAACAGAUCCGCAACGACAAAGGAGAGGUGGAGCAAGAUCGUCUGGACAAGGUGUGGCCCAAACUGCGUGUACUGGCUCGGUCUUCUCCAACAGACAAGCACACUCUUGUCAAAGGCAUCAUUGACAGCACGGUUGGUGAAACCAGACAGGUGGUGGCUGUGACUGGUGACGGAACCAACGACGGACCUGCUCUCAAGAAGGCUGACGUCGGGUUUGCUAUGGGUAUUGCUGGGACUGACGUUGCUAAGGAAGCCUCCGACAUCAUUCUGACCGAUGACAACUUCACCAGCAUUGUAAAGGCUGUAAUGUGGGGGCGUAACGUCUACGACAGCAUCUCCAAGUUUCUGCAGUUUCAGCUCACAGUCAACGUAGUGGCCGUCAUCGUGGCUUUCACCGGGGCGUGCAUUACACAGGACUCUCCGCUAAAAGCAGUGCAGAUGCUCUGGGUCAAUCUGAUCAUGGACACACUGGCCUCUCUGGCUCUGGCUACUGAGCCUCCCACCGAAGCCCUGCUACUGCGCAAACCCUACGGCCGAAACAAGCCACUUAUCUCCAGAACCAUGAUGAAGAACAUUCUGGGCCAUGCCGUCUACCAGCUGUCUGUUACCUUCACCUUGCUCUUUGCUGGAGAGAAGUUCUUCAACAUAGACAGCGGCCGCAAUUCUCCCCUCCACGCGCCGCCCUCCGAACACUACACCAUCAUCUUCAACGUUUUCGUCAUGAUGCAGCUCUUCAACGAGAUCAACGCCCGCAAGAUCCAUGGCGAGAGGAACGUCUUCGAAGGCAUCCACAGGAACCCCAUAUUCUGCAGCGUCGUCCUGGGAACCUUCAUCCUGCAGAUCGUCAUCGUGCAGCUGGGAGGAAAGCCUUUCUCCUGCACAGCUCUCACCCUGGAUCAGUGGCUGUGGUGCAUCUUCAUUGGUGUCGGCGAACUGCUCUGGGGCCAGUUCAUCUCGGCCAUCCCAACACACCGGCUCAAGUUCCUGAUGACGUUUGGUCACGGCAGCACCAAGGAGGAGAUGCAGAAGGAGGAGCAGAUCGAGGACGUAGAUGAGAUUGACCAUGCAGAGAUGGAGCUGCGCCGCGGACAGAUCCUCUGGUUCCGAGGGCUGAACCGCAUCCAGACUCAGAUGGACGUGGUUUAUACAUUCCAGACAAGCCAAACGGCAGUGCCCGGUGCUCUGCGGCGCCAGCCUUCGGUGGUCAGCCAGCACAACGACGCAAAAACCGUUUCUAGCCCCACGCAUGUAGGGCUUUCCCCUUCCACUGCCACAGCGCUGCCUGCCCCUGCUUCCUCCUCUACUGCAGGCAAUUAAGGUGGUGAACGCUUUCCGCAGCUCACUGUACUCGGGCCUCGAGUCCAACAGCUCCAUCCACAACUUCAUGGUCCACCCUGAGUUCAUGCCGCGAGUCGAGGAGGAGGAGCACGCACCCACGAUAGAGGAGAGCAGCGUCGAGAUCGAGCCGCUGCCUUCCUCAUCCUCGGCGUCCUCCUCCUCCGCCUCCCCCAGGAAAAGUGGAGGUGGAGGCGGAGAACCCCCAGACAGCUCCAUCCACGGCCGCGAGUCCUCCGUCUGACCAUCUUUUCCUCUCACCCCUGCAUCAAGCCCAGUUCUGUCCUCCUGCAAGCUCCUCCCUAAAGAACACCUCACCCUUCAUGCAG